This is a messenger RNA of Candidozyma haemuli, 2814 nucleotides long. RefSeq names its product Syg1p (gene SYG1). Gene Ontology annotation, cellular component: Golgi apparatus; plasma membrane; cytoplasm. Gene Ontology annotation, molecular function: inositol hexakisphosphate binding. The transcript has a single exon. NCBI's taxonomy places the organism in Eukaryota, Fungi, Ascomycota, Pichiomycetes, Serinales, Metschnikowiaceae. Gene Ontology annotation, biological process: phosphate ion transport; cellular response to phosphate starvation. The record is from RefSeq and is a predicted model, not a curated record. The coding region runs from base 1 to 2814 and encodes 937 amino acids.
AUGAAAUUUGGCGAAGCGCUCAGUCAGGGGUUGGUGCCCGAGUGGAAGGAGCAGUAUGUGGACUAUAAGUCGGGGAAGAAAGUUAUCCAUAAGGCCUCUGCCAGUCGUCAGGCUGUGGAGGAUAUGAAGACUAAUGAUACUACUCCUUUGCUUCAAGCGAGAGAUGGGCAGCAUUAUGUUCCUCAGGUGCCACUACUUCCUCCUCCUGCAACUCAGGGCCAAGAUGAUUCGUCCCGAAGAAAAGCAUCCAUCUUCAACUUCUCGAGCAAGUCCAACAAGGACAAGAGAGAGCAAUACAAUGAGGACAAGACAGAGUUCUACAAGUGGCUCGACCUAGAGUUGGAAAAAGUAGAUACCUUUUAUAAGCAGAAAGAGAAAGAAGUAUAUGAAAGAUUCCUUAUCCUAGAAGACCAGUUUUUCCACUUGAAGGACCAUAGAGGUCAUAUGCAAAGACGUGUUUUGUCAGUGACCUCGUCCAAAGUACCUGUCAACGCAGCUGUCGAUGGGCUUGCCAUUAAGUUUAGAGCAUGGACCCUGCGUCUCCAGAAGUACGAGUUUCCCUCUCUUCCUUCUACUGCCUUUCUUGACAAAUGGAGGAAGAAGAAGCUGAAAGACCCAAGCCUUCGUCUUAAAGACCAGGACAAGAAAGACGAGUACGAUCCUAAUUAUAUCGAGAAUCAGAUUAGAAACGGAAAUCUAGAGUUUCUCGAGUCUGACUAUGACGAUGAACUGAUUGCCCCAUCUGAAGACGAAAGAGCUCCUCAACCUCAAGAACCGACUCCUGCUCAGGCGAAGCAGCAGAAGAAGAGUGAUUACACCAAGAAAAAGAGCUUUGGAGUGCCUUACCUCUAUGCCAAGAGACAAUUGAAGGGUGCUUUGGUGGAACAUUAUAGACUCAUCGCCCUACUCAAGUCGUACAGGGUGAUGAAUAGAACGGCGUUCCGUAAGAUCACCAAAAAGUUCGACAAGGUUAUCGGAACAAGCACAUGUAACGACUUUUUGAAGAGAAUUGACAAGCAGUCGUACUUCCUUACUAGUCCUGUCUUGGACAAGAUCAUGAGUCGUGUUGAGGAUUUGUUCAUGACAUACUUUGACAAUGAGCAUCAGGAUAAGAAGCAUGGCUUGGAAAAGCUCAAAAGUACGACCUAUGCUUAUAGCAAUGCCGAGAUUAGACAGCCUCAGCAUUAUCGCAGUACUUUCUUUUCAGGAGUAUUCCUAGGUAUAGGUUUACCAUUAUUUAUUAUUGGCUUGGUUGUUGCGUUGGAUAAAACCCUCAGCAGCCAAAUGGCAGAAGGUAGGUUCCUUUUGCAGAUUUGGGGUGGUUUUUUACUCAUCAACUUGGCUUUCUUCUUUGUGGGCAUCAACUUACUCGUUUAUGAUUACUACAAGAUCAGUUACAAAUUUAUUUUUGAGUUCAAUUUGGCAAACGCAUUGGAUUUCAAGCAAUUUUGGUUACUACCGUCGGUGAGUUUCUCGUUCCUAGGGCUUUUAGGAUGGUUUUCGUUUAAGGACUUCUGGCCUGAAACUUUCCCAGGUAGAACUUUUCCACUUAUUUAUUUGGCUAUCAUGCUCAUCGUUUUCCUUUGGCCGGGCUCCCAGCUUUAUGGGGCAAGUCGGCAAUGGCUUCAAAUAGCACUUUGGAGAAUCGUAUGGUCGGGCCUUUAUCCUGUUGAAUUCAGAGAUUUCUACUUGGGCGAUAUCUUAUGUUCGUUGACUUACCCGAUGGGUAACAUCUCCUUCUUCAUUUGUCUUUAUGCUGAUAAAUGGAAGAAUGUCCUUGGAGGUGGACAAGUGCCUUCCUCGUCCGUCAGAUGUGGUUCGGCUUAUUCACGUCCAAUGGGUUUCCUUCAAUCGCUUCCUUCAAUCUUUCGUUUCUUACAGUGUCUUCGUCGUUUUAUGGACACUGGUGAUGCAUUUCCCCAUUUGGCUAACAUGGUCAAGUAUUUGAUUGGUGCUAUUUACUACUGCUUGCUUAGUGUUUGGAGAAUUGACCGGACGAGUCUGAAUAGAGCAGCAUUCAUCACUUUUGCAUGUAUCAACUCUAUCUACACCUCAGCAUGGGACAUUGUUAUGGACUGGUCGUUGGGACUGACAACGUCAAAGAACUUCCUUCUCAGAGAUCACUUAUUCUACAAAAAGAAGGAGUACUACUAUGUGGCUUCAGUAAUGGAUGUGAUUCUUAGGUUCCAAUGGAUCUUCUAUGCAUUUUUCUCGAGUCAGAUCCAACAGCUGGCAGUGACCAGUUUCUGCAUUGCGCUUGCAGAGCUAUUCAGGCGUUUCGUUUGGAUGUUCUUCCGUAUGGAGAAUGAACACUGUACCAAUGUGAUUCUUUUCCGUGCUUCCAGAGACUCGCCCUUGCCCUACAUGGUUCUGUCUAAGGUUGAAGCUGCCAUCAAGCGUUUGGUGGACAUGAAGUAUGACAUCUACAGAUCUUCAGAGGACGAAUCGUCGCCUGAUUCCGAAGCAAGCUUCAGUUCUGUUCCUGGCGAUCCAUCCUUGGGCAAGACGUCGGCUGCAAAAAGCACGGCCUACAGCAGGAAACUGGCCAAGACUGACCAUCUUUUCGAUGAAGAAGCCAGUAUUGACUCUCAUCAAAAGUCCGACCAUAAAGGCCAUGCGCCAAUUGGUGAAGUCUUACGCAGACGCUCUACCAUUAAUGCCAUCCUGAAUGCCUUGAACAAGGCCCAUAUUAAGGAUUUCCAGAGAAAGACUUAUUCUGUGCCAAUGGACGAGAGUGACGAAGAAGAAGAUGACGACGAUGAAGGCGGAGCAAAGAAGGCGGGGCCUUCUAAAGCACAACACCCAACGCCUUGA